AGGCCUUAUGAGGACGAAGACUUCCAGGCAGUCCGAGUAUAGGCUGGUGGCCUCAUCAAGAUGACGCGAAUCUUGCGCAGUUGCCUCAUUUUCUUCACCUUCACGCAAGUGGCCAUCCUCGACCACUCCUGUCAAGAUUGGCAAUCACAAACGAACACCGAAGACUAUGACGUCUGCGAGACUGAAGUAUGCAUAAAGAAAGCUAACGAAAUAAAAAAGGCCUUGAGCAAAACGGUGAGACCAUGUGACGACUUUUACAAGUACGUCUGCAGUAGGUGGGAGAAGACGAACAAAAUUCCGAGUGACAGAGUUACGUAUGGGGCAUUCAAACAAGUGGAAGAAAAGCUCUUCAAGGACUUGAGAGAGAUACUCGGCGAGAUACCUGUUCGCGAAGGCUGCACGCAGACCGUCACCGAAAAACUUGGCAUCGCGUACAGCACUUGCGUUGCCAAUGAAAACCCUCACAAGCGAAGUCUGAAGGAACUCAAAGCAAUAUUGGCAGAAAAUGGUUUCGGGGAGUGGCCCCUUGUUGGUAAAAAGAAGCAGCGAUUUGGCGACUACAGAGCGGUGCUGAUCGAAACUGGCAUGGCCCCGCUCUUCUCAGUGUACGUGACAAGAGAUAUGAAGGAACUUUCACGCAACAUCAUUGAGUUCGACCAAUUCAGCUUCUCCCUAAUUGGACGAAACGAGCUCAUAAAACCGAAAGAAAAGAAAAACAAAAGAAGCGUGCAAGCCUACAAGGCUUUGAUCCGAACUGCUCUGAGUGUCAUCAAGCCUAACCUGAAGCCUGCUAUUGUCAGCGUCCUUACCGAAGAAAUAUUCUCCUUUGAAAGUCAGAUAGCCAAGAGGACCAUGUCUAAGGAGGACAGAAGGAACACUCUUCGGCUCUACAAGAGGACAACGCUGCGAGACCUCCAGAGAAAGUUUGAAGGACUGCCACUUCUUGACGCCCUGAACAAGGAGUUCUCGUUGGUGAACAUUACGCUGACUGAGGACGAACCAGUAGCCAUUAUGGCCGAGCGCUACUUUGCCUCCACAACAAAGUUUUUGAAGAGAGUAAGCCCGCGGGUUUUGUACAACUACAUGGGUUGGCGAGCGGUGCUGACGCGAGCGAGCUACGCUUCCAAACGCUUCCGCGAAGCCAAGCUUAACUUCAACAAGGUCUCCAAAGGACUGAUGAAGGAGCCUCCGCUCUGGAAGACAUGCGUUAGGCUGGUUGCAUCCGCCAUGAAGGAAGUCGUCGGUCGUCUAUACGUCAUGAAGAAGUUCAGCGCACGUGCCAAAAAAGACGUGGAAAAACUUGUAAAGAGUAUGAAGCGCACGUUUCAAGAAAGAUUACAAAAAAUAAAGUGGAUGGAUGCAGUAACCAAACAAAGAGCGCAACAAAAGUUGAAGAAUAUGACGCCCAAUAUCGGAUACCCAGAGUGGAUGCUGGACACUGACUUUCUGGAACAUCUGUACAGACACCUCGACGAACUCAGACAUGAUGAACCGUUUGUGAGAAUCCAGGAGGAUAUCUCUGACAACAACUACAAGAACGGACUUCUCGAGCUACGGGAGCCUUUCAACAAGACGUUGACGUGGUCUUCGGGUCCUGCAAUCGUUAACGCUUUUUACAGUGCUGACAGAAACGAAAUGCUUUUCCCGUCAGCGAUACUACAAGGUGCGUUCUACAAGCAUGGUUUGCCAGACUCAAUCAAUCUUGGAGGCAUCGGCGCGGUCAUUGGUCACGAAAUGACCCAUGGAUACGAUGAUCGCGGAAGCCAAUACGACGGGAAUGGACGAUUGCGACAGUGGUGGAGCAAACGGACGCGAAAACUAUUCAAGAACAAAGCAAACUGCUUCGUCAAGCAAUAUGGUGACAUAUUUGACCACAAGGCCGGGAUGAAGCUGAAUGGCGAGAAUACCGUGGGCGAGAAUAUCGCCGACAACGGCGGCAUCAGGAUUGCAUUCAAGACUUAUGAAUACCUUUUGAAGACAAGUGAAACUCGUGAUGUGCGACUUCCUGGCUUAGAACAUCUCUCGGGCAAGCAUUUAUUCUUCAUCGCCAACGGAAUGGUUUGGUGUUCGAAAUCUCGCAAGGAAGCCCUGAGGCAACAAAUUCAGUACGACAGUCACAGCCCGAAGCAAUACAGAGUCAACGUGCCCAUGCAAAACUUCUACGCCUUUUCAAGUGUGUUUAAGUGCAACAGAUCAUCGCCAAUGUAUUAUAAAAAGAAGUGUGUUCUCUGGUAAAAAGGCUGCGUGUGCCACGUUCGACAACGAAUAAUAUUUCAACUGAUUCCGAACUAGUCACAAUAAUCAUUGCAAUAAACGCGUAGCAUCAUAAAAUAAUGUUAUU
Messenger RNA from Rhipicephalus microplus (southern cattle tick), 2341 nucleotides. Its product is annotated as neprilysin-1. Gene Ontology annotation, biological process: protein processing. NCBI's taxonomy places the organism in Eukaryota, Metazoa, Arthropoda, Arachnida, Ixodida, Ixodidae. The record is from RefSeq and is a predicted model, not a curated record. Gene Ontology annotation, cellular component: plasma membrane. Gene Ontology annotation, molecular function: metalloendopeptidase activity.